Molecule: messenger RNA, 2166 nt
Organism: Pectinophora gossypiella (pink bollworm)
Lineage: Eukaryota; Metazoa; Arthropoda; Insecta; Lepidoptera; Gelechiidae
Gene: peng
Product: protein penguin
Exons: 9
Coding region: 208-2145 (645 amino acids)
Biological process (GO): regulation of translation
Cellular component (GO): nucleolus
Molecular function (GO): mRNA binding
Source: RefSeq, a predicted model, not a curated record
GCAACUUUCUGAACGAUCACGCAACUUUCUGAACGAACGAUCACGCAACUGUCAUUAUCAACUGUCAAAAACGUUUGGAACUUUUGUGGAAAGUAGAAUCAAGAGCUCAUAAACACACUGAGACGAAUUUUGUUUCUAAUGGUAAGGUAACUUGAACUCUUGAGGAAAUAUAACCUAAAACAUACUUUGUAGAAGAUAAUCAUUAAAAUGCAGAAAGUAAAAAGGAAAAGUGAUGAUAAUGGUUUAACCGAAGCUAAGAAAAAGAAGGUCGAAUUUGCUAAACCUGAAAAAGACGCAGAAAGAACAGCAGUAACUAAAAAGUUUGAAGGGAAGAAGCCUGGAAAAGAUUUCCAAAAAGGGGAAACUACAGGCGUCAAUGGCACUGGCAAAAAGUUUGAAGGAAAAUCUAGGAAAAACUUCAAUAAAGAUGGGUCUAAAGGCGUAAAAAAGUUCAACAAACCUGGAAAUUUUAAAGGGAAGCCAAAUUUUUCUAAAGACAACAAAUUUACUAAAGGAGAAAAUGGUACAGAAGAAAAGCCAAAAUGGUCUGAAAUGAAAAAAGAAAAAAAGCAAUUGAGAAUUGUACGGCGCAAAGCAAAAGCUACUGCUGAAGUGUUUGAGAUAUCUCACAAGGCUAAACUACUAUCUGCACAAAUUCAAAGAAAAGUAGUAAAACCAGAAUUUAAAUUGGCCUCUUGCAAAGAGUUGCACAAGUUACUCAAGGGCCAAUAUAAAUCAAUUGCUCUGACACAUGAUCUCAGCAGAGUUAUACAAGUACUCUUAAAACAUGGCCCAGAGGAUGUCAAAAAUGAAAUAUCUGAGGAAUUACUGGAUAUUAUGGUCCAAAUGGUUCAGUCAAAAUAUGCCCAACAUGCUGUGAAGCGCAUCUUGAAAUAUGGGACAGAUUUUAUUCGACAUGAGGUUAUAAAAAAGUUCUAUGGCCACAUUGUGUCUCUGGCUGCCCAUACCAUCAGUGCCCCAGUGCUGGAUUUUGCUUAUGGGGAGUUUGCAACAAAGAAGGAAAAGAUACACAUGCAGCAAGAGUUCUAUGGUGAAAUUUAUAAAAAUACCAAAGAUGACAAAGUAAAAACAUUGAGUGACGCAUAUAAAGGCAGCCCUGAGAUGAAAGCAGCCAUAUUGCAAUCCUGCAAAGCUAAUGUCCAAAGGAUUUUGGAUAAGAACCUACAUGAUGGAGAGCUUCUGCACUCAGUGCUCUAUGACUACAUACGGGAGUGCAGUCCUGAAGACCGUGUGGAGUUAGUCUCUACCCUCAGCCCGCUGAUUGUACCACUCAGCAACUCAUUACCAGGAGUCAACACUGCUUGCAUGUGUGUCUGGCUUGGCACCAACAAAGACAAGAAGACUAUUCUCAAAGUGGUAAAGGAGCAUGCAGUGCCACUGAGUAAGCACAAAACUGGCUACAGACUGUUGAUCACAAUAUUUGAUUCUGUUGAUGAUACUGUUCUAGUCAAGAAGGCUAUUGUGUCCACCUUGGCUAAUAACUUGCAGGAUAUUGCUAAAGACCACUGGGGAAAUAUGACAUUGCACUGGCUGGUAAAACCCAAGGAUCCAACUAUCUUUCACCCCAGCUUCAUCAAAUUCCUUGAGGAAGGCGCAAAAAGCGGGACGUCAAAGAAAGAUGCAGAUAUCCGUAUUGCUGAACUGAGAGAAGCAAUAUUACCAGUAUUGACCAAGGAUAUGCAGGAGAAUCCACAGUUCUGGCUAAGCUCGAAAAUCCUUAUGUUGUUGGCAGUUGCAGUGUUAUCCAUAGAAUCUUCUCAAGACAUUCUACAAGCUCUAGCUAAAGAGAUCUGCCAAGCUGUUUGGCAGGUUUCAGUCAAUGGCAAAGAUAUUCUGGCAGUGGAAGAUGCUGGCAUACACAUGUGCCUGAAAAAACUUGCCGCUUUAGAUAAGGAUAAAAGUGAUUGUACACUAGGUGAAGCUAUCUGUGGACAUUUGAAUGAGGAAACAAUUAAAAAAUGGUUACCUACCAAUAGAGGAUGUUUUUUCCUACUCAAGCUAAUUGAAAGCAACAAUGAAGAUGUAUCUAAAAAGAUAACUAAGAAAAUCAAACCACACGCUGGGUUCCUCAAACAGCAGACUUCAGAGGGAGCAAAACUCUUGUUACAAAAAGUCCAGAAAUAAUAAAUUGUUUAUAAUAAUUAA